Messenger RNA from Westerdykella ornata, 3757 nucleotides. Its product is annotated as calcium-transporting P. Gene Ontology annotation, cellular component: plasma membrane; endoplasmic reticulum; Golgi membrane. Gene Ontology annotation, biological process: intracellular calcium ion homeostasis; calcium ion transmembrane transport; manganese ion transport. Bases 258 to 3419 code for a protein of 1053 amino acids. The transcript has 3 exons. The record is from RefSeq and is a predicted model, not a curated record. Lineage: Eukaryota; Fungi; Ascomycota; Dothideomycetes; Pleosporales; Sporormiaceae. Gene Ontology annotation, molecular function: ATP binding; ATP hydrolysis activity; P-type calcium transporter activity.
UACACCUCUACACAGCAAUACAAGUACACCAUUUGGCCAACCCUCAAACUGUCUGCCAGAUACUUCGUACUGCUGUCGCCAUCGCCAUUCUCGAAUCCCUCCGAACCCCCGAUUGGGAGCUCCCAUCCCAUCGUCUCAAGCCUCCGCAUCAAUGGCUUAACCCUUCUGCCCUUCGUAUCCUCUCGCCCUGAGCUCCGUUCUCUCCGCGCUGCGCUUUCGCCUACCUAGGCCACAGGUGGUCUCUAGGCCAUGCCAGUAUGUCGAGAGCAUCGACGCCCUCUCUGCCGCUGCGUCAUGCCUCUCGCACACGUCAGACGAGCACUCGGUCGGAAUUGCCCCUGCUGGCGCCUCCAGAGACGCCCCUGAGGCGCACAACGCCUUCGUCUCCUACUGCCUCGUACUCCCUUCUCUCUGCACAAGAGACGGCCCGGAAACUGGGUACCUCGGUAACCCACGGCCUUUCUUCUUCCACCGCCGCUGCCAGGAUCCAUACCCAUGGGCUCAAUGAGCUUCCCCACGAGGAGCCAGAGCCGCUUUGGCUUCGCUUCCUGAAGCAAUUCAAAGAGACCCUUAUACUGCUCCUCCUCGGAUCAGCGCUUGUUUCGUUAGUCAUGGGCAAUUUCGAGGAUGCCAUUAGCAUCGCCGCCGCCGUUACCAUCGUUGUCACUGUUGGCUUCGUACAGGAAUACCGCUCGGAGAAGUCCAUAGAAGCACUGAGCCAACUAGUACCCCAUUCUGCCCAUGUCAUACGUGCUGCGGUGGACCCCCAACGAGCUCUUCACUCGGCGAAUGGGCCUGGUCCUGAGAGUGUCGAGUUGGAGGAGCUCAAGGAUGCCGCAGCCUCGCUGGAGGCUGCCGAAAGACACUCCUCCACCAUCUCCGCGUCGCUGUUAGUGCCUGGUGAUCUGGUCUUGUUCCAUACUGGCGAUCGGAUCCCCGCAGAUAUCAGAAUCACUCAUGCUGCCGAUCUCACCAUUGAUGAGUCCAAUCUCACCGGCGAGAAUGAGCCCGUUCCCAAGUCUCCAGCGACCCUCACCCCGAGCCACGCAGUGUCACGUCCGCAUUCUCCCUUCUAUUCUUCACCCGCAGCCGGGACCGUUGGUGCCGACAUUCGCCUCAACGAUCAGAAGAACAUCGCAUUCAUGGGCACCCUGGUGAGGUCGGGUCAUGGGCAAGGACUUGUGAUUGGGACAGGCGGAAAUACCGAGUUUGGCGCCAUUUCGGCGUCUCUACAGGAGAUUGAAAGCCCUCGAACGCCACUGCAGCUGUCCAUGGACCGGCUUGGAAAAGAGCUGAGCUACAUGUCCUUUGGGGUCAUCGCCUUCAUAAUGCUUCUAGGCCUCUGGAGGGGUUGGCCUUUUCUCGACAUGUUUCAGAUUGGCGUGUCCCUAGCCGUGGCCGCCAUUCCAGAGGGUUUGCCCAUCAUUGUCACGGUGACAUUAGCACUGGGAGUCCUCCGAAUGUCUAAGCGAGAUGCAAUCGUUCGACGUCUACCUAGCGUCGAGACGCUAGCGUCGGUGAACGUUAUCUGUAGCGACAAGACGGGCACCCUCACAACGAACCACAUGACGGUGACGAAGAUAUGGCACUUUGGUGAACCAUCUCCUGUGGAUGUAACCAAGAAACACGACUCGACUGACCUAGACUCCCCGACCCGCACGAUACUACGGAUCGGUAACAUUGUCAACAACGCACGGCUGCUCAGCCCAGAUGCUAGCAGAGCAUCUACAGCCGCGGUUUUGUCAUCCACCAUGGGCGACGACACAUCUGCUGCCAAGAGCCGCUGGGUAGGGCAGCCUACUGAUGUUGCCUUACUGGAUCUGCUUGAUGCCUUUGGGGAGGAUGAUGUAAGAGAUAGAAUUGGUUCCCGUAGAUACGAGACGCCCUUCAGCUCCGAGCGAAAGUGGAUGGGCGUGGUCAUCAAUGGGAGGUCAGGGGCGGAGCUAUCGACAGGUCCGGAUGUGGCAUAUAUCAAGGGCGCUCUGGAGAAAGUUCUUGACCGGUGCGAUACAUAUAUUUCGGAGCACGGACGCGAGAUCGUCCUAGACGAGACACGCAGACAAGAGGCCAUGAAAGCUGCAGAGCAGAUGGCACAAGAAGGCUUGAGAGUCUUGGGUUUCGCCAGCGGUGUUUCAAGGGAAGGUCGACGGCUGGCCAAGAGGGGAGGAAGUGGUACCGUCUCGCCAGCGCCAUCCACAGAUGGAAGUCCUGGUGGCAAUUCCGAGCUCGGGGAAGACGAACACUAUCGAGGCCUGAUAUUUGCUGGAUUGGUGGGAAUGAACGACCCGCCCAGAAAGGGUGUAGAAAGAGCGAUACGGAGGUUGAUGGCUGGCAACGUCAAAGUCAUCAUGAUCACCGGAGAUGCCGAGACCACGGCUGUAGCGAUUGCAAGGAGGUUGGGGAUGCCCAUCAACUCCAAUCCAUCCAUGGGGCACGCUGUCCUUUGUGGCGGCGAGCUGGACCGGAUGAGCGAAGAGGACCUUGCCCAAACCAUUGGCACCACGACUAUCUUCGCCCGGACAAGCCCUGAGCAUAAGAUGAAGAUUGUGCGUGCCCUUCAGGCGCGCGGGGAUGUGGUGGCAAUGUCCGGGGAUGGAGUCAACGAUGCGCCUGCUCUGAAGAAGGCCGAUAUUGGCAUAUCCAUGGGCAGGCUGGGCACUGAUGUGGCCAAGGAGGCCGCAGACAUGAUCCUCGCAGACGACAAUUUCUCGACGAUUUUGAAUGCCAUUGAGGAAGGAAAAGGCAUCUUCUACAAUAUACAGAAUUUCCUCACCUUCCAGCUCAGUACAAGCGCGGCUGCGUUGAGCUUGGUCCUGCUGAGCACAUUCCUCGGGUUCCAGAAUCCACUGAAUGCAAUGCAGAUCCUGUGGAUAAACAUCCUCAUGGACGGCCCUCCAGCCCAGUCCCUCGGCGUCGAGCCCGUCGACCCAGCGGUAAUGACUCGCCCACCACGGCCCCGCAAAGCCCGAGUCCUUACCCGGCCGCUUCUCCUCCGCGUCCUGCAGUCGGCGUCCAUCAUCAUGAUGGGAACACUCAGCACCUACUACCGCGAAAUGGCGGUCGACGGCGAAGUCACGGCCCGCGACACCACCAUGACCUUUACCUGCUUCGUCCUCUUCGACAUGUUCAACGCGCUCACCUGCCGCUCCGAAAGCAAGUCGGUGCUAGCCGGCGAGAUUGGCCUCUUCUCCAACAAGAUGUUCAACUAUGCCGUGUCCGGGAGCCUGUUGGGACAGCUCGCGGUCAUCUAUUUCCCGCCGCUGCAGAGAGUGUUCCAGACCGAGGCCCUGGGGUUGCUGGAUCUGGUGCAUUUGGUUGCCGUGGCGAGUUGUGUGUUUUGGGCAGAUGAGGCGAGGAAGUGGGUGUUGAGGUGGAAGGGGACGAGGAGCGUUGUGCAAGGGUAUAGUGCUACUGUGUAAGCCGGCGACGCAUUUCCUUAUAGACAGGCGUGUUUGAGAUUGCAUGGUGUGGUGUUGUUCAUGUAAAAUCUUCCAAUGACGAUUGCAUAGAGAUGUGUAUAUCCUUCAUUCUCCGCCUCUCGUUUUCUUCAGUCGGGUGGAUGUCUGGCUUCCUUCUGAAACGGUUCAUCUGGGUGGACAGGGGUCUCUACUUAUAGAUACCAACGCGUGUACGUGGUCAUGUCUCCAAUGGUAUAUAAUCCUGGCUACGCCUGCUGCUGCUCAGCGCAAGGUCCAAACCACCGAUCCAUAACAUCGAAGGUCAGACCAGAAAACCUCAUCAUCCAGAAUCCAUAGAG